AUGAACCACUCUGCAGCUGAACGCCCAGCUAGAGCUGCUACCGACAAAUAUGUCAAAAGGUAUUCCUUUGAAACCAGCUUCUCUGCCAACAUGGGCCAUGAAAUGCUGACCAAUCUUUCCAGUACAACUAUCUCCGUGACACAAACCAACAACGGACUCGAUAUCAAUGUCAAACACGAAGAAAAGUUCACCCUUGGCUCAGAGUCUCUGACCAGAAUUGCUGGCAAUCUCGAAACCCUGAAUCUUCCAGGCAAUCCUGCUCAGCAGACAAUGGUUGCCAGCCAGAAUUAUCAUCCUCUUGCCCCAGCCGACGAUCCUACCGAGACCAUCCUUCGCAGUUUUCUCGAUUUAAGAAAUAUCCAGAAUGGCAGAAGUACCAAUGAUGGAGUGAAUCCUGGUAGCAGAUCGACAGGAGGGGGUAGUUGCAGACAGGGACAGAAUCAGGGUUAUUUUGACGCGACCACCAACGGUACGGGCCACCAACAAGCUGACUGGCAACUUGGUUCACAAAGUUAUGGAUAUGUUGGUGGAAGGAGCAAUGAGGAAACCUAUGGUCAAACUUAUGAGAGAGGUUGUGUUCAGGAUUAUAGACGAGUUGGCGGGCAAACUUACGGCUAUGGUUCAGGAGACAUGCAGACUUACAACUGCGGAGCCGAACAUAGGUCUGCAUCAAGCGGUGGCCAAAAUCAUGGCUACGUCAGCGGAAGAGUCUACGAGUAUGAUGAAGAGGAAGAAGAGUGUGAUGACAACGACACAGAAGGAGAUGCAUACGAAUAUGAUCAGCAAGAGGAAGAUUAUCAUGAUUACAACGACGGAGAACAGGAUGAAUACGGAUAUGAUCAGGGAGAAGAAGAAUAUUACUAUUGA
Messenger RNA from Exophiala bonariae, 867 nucleotides. RefSeq lists its product as uncharacterized. The record is from RefSeq and is a predicted model, not a curated record. NCBI's taxonomy places the organism in Eukaryota, Fungi, Ascomycota, Eurotiomycetes, Chaetothyriales, Herpotrichiellaceae. The transcript has a single exon. Bases 1 to 867 code for a protein of 288 amino acids.